Molecule: messenger RNA, 25425 nt
Organism: Brassicogethes aeneus
Lineage: Eukaryota; Metazoa; Arthropoda; Insecta; Coleoptera; Nitidulidae
Source: the annotation of a GenBank genome assembly
AUGUCAUUAACUGUCGAUAUUCCACAAAUAUCCGUAACUCCAGAAGCUGAAGAAGAUGAUGAUCACAACUUUUUGGAUUUGGCUGAAGCCUUAACUGAUAUUGAAGAUCUUUAUGACGAAAUUCCUAUAAAACAACAAAAAAAGUCCAAACUUAAAAUUAAAUUAGAAUGCGACGGUUCUACUACAGACAUUGAAGAUUUUGAAGCUUCAGACAAUGAAGAUUAUCCGACAAAAAUUGUAUCCCAUGCAAAACCAAUUUCUUUAGAUGAUUUGGAUAUGGAAGUUGGAAUAUCGGAUGAGGCUUUUAAAAUACAAACUAAAAAUGCAAAGGGAAAAAAAAAAUUAAAAACUCAGUUUUCAGUUACUCAAAGAGAAUCAAAAAUGUCUGAGAGAGAUUUAAGCCCCAGUCCCUAUAGAACCGACAUUGAAAAUUACGAUACCGAAGAAGAUAUAAAUAUUAAAUCUUCAACUUCAGAUAUCGACUUAAAUUACUAUGUAGGAGAUGACUCUGUAUCAGAUACAAACAAAGUUUGGGAAAUAAAUCAGCCCCUGAGACAAGCUGAUGCUGAUAAAAUUAAUAGAAGAACCAUCUCUCAACAAAAAUAUCAUCUUAAUAUAAUGCUUCCAAAUUUAUCAGAUAUAACCGACGUUGAAGUAUUAUCUUCGGAUUCAAAUGGGGAAGGUUCCACUAAAAAGAAAUACAAGGCUAGACGUAGGCGAAGAUCAAACAAAAAAAUUCCUGUUAGUGAUGUUGAGGAUAUAUAUUUUUCCGAAGAAGAAUCACAAUUAAAAAAAUACAAUACUUGCAAACCUAGUAAAGCAAAAUACAGCAAUGAUAUAUAUCAAAUUAUGCGUACUCAAACUUUGCCAGUUGAUUCUGAUAACGAGGAUAAUACCAGAUUACCAUUUCCGUUAUGUAAAUUAAUCUCAAACAAGGUUUCUUUAAAAAUACCCGAUUUUGACAUAAGCGCUUUAACAGAUACAGAAGAUUUUGAAAGUGACACAUCUAUAGAAAAUCCUAUUUACCUAAAAGAAGUAUCAUUAGAUGAAAAAAUGUAUGAAGGUGGUACUCAAACUAGUACGGAGGCUAAUGUAAACCAAAAAGUAACGUAUUCAAUUAAAAACGCAAAUGAAGUUAAUAGUUUUGAAGAUAAUAAAACAGAUUCUGACAAUUACCAAACUGAAAAUGAAGAUAAUAUUGAAUUAGAUGAUUUAAAAAGCCCAAAAGGAGAAAUUAAAGUUGGUUUUACAUGUGUAACCGAAAAACCCACUAAUAAAAGAACCGUCAAAUUCCAUAGGCAAUGCACACUAAAUAGAAAAGAAAGCAAUGAAGAUUUAACAGAUUUAGAAGACUUAGAUUACGACGAUAAUAAGGCAGAAAUGGUUGUUGCGCUCGUAAAAAAUGAUUUAACAGAUAGUGAAGAUUUUUCUGAUAAUGAAAAUAUACCACAGUAUUCAUUUGAUGAUACUGAUGAUAUAACCUUGCCAAAACCGACAAGAAACCUAAUUAUCCUAAAAGAGGAGACCACAGGUACACCAAGUAUAAAAAUUAUGCCUUUAAGUGAAGAUCACAUUUAUGAUUUAUUAGGCCUCAAAAAUGAUGAUGGUGAAAUAACGGAUGAAGAACAAAUAGAAGAUGGUGAAGAUAAUUGCGACGAAGAUGAGCCUUAUCGUUCCAUUUCUCCUGAUAUGCCAAUAUACGAUGGUGGUUCUGUAGAUGUUGUAGAUCAAACAGUUAAGAAUAAUAAUUUAGAUGUAUACCAAAGUGUAGAUGGUCUAACAGAUACUGAAAUUUGUGAGAUUGAUAAACCUAAAAAAAAAAAGCCUCCAACUUUUAAAUACAUAAUGAGUAGGUCUUCUAAAAGGAGUAAUAACUUAGGAGUUGCUGAAAAUAAUAAAGAUGGUUUGACUGAUACAGAGGAUGUUUAUUUGAGUGAUUCUGCUCCAAAUAAUACAUAUACAUUGUCAGUAGCGCCAACAAAUACUGAUGCUUUAACCGACACUGAGUUUAUAGAAACAGAUUCAGAUAGAGAAGAGAAAGAAAGCAGAUCUUUAUCUUGUAUUCCGAUACACAUGCGUGAAAUGUCUGGAGAAAUUAUUAUGACUCGUGAUGGUUCUGGACCUUUUUCCCAAAAAGAUAGAUUAACAGUUUUAAAAAAAAUUCCCAACGAUACCCCUUGCAGUCCAAUGGUAACAGAUACUGAAGAUCUUGCUGCUUCUGAAGAAGAUGAUGGUAUCUAUUCAAGAGCGGAAACGGCAACUCCAAAUCAGAUUAAUGUUUUAGAUCAAAUAGGUAGCAGCAAAGUGCAUAGUACUGUUAAUAGAAAGGUCAAUUAUGAUACUCCCGAAGAAGUAAUGUAUUUAAAAGGUGGAUGCUACAUUGAGAAUGUUACAGACGUAGAAGACUUUUUGGAUGAAGAUAUUAUUGAUAACGAAAUUUAUUUUCAAAACCACGUUAUUAUAAAUCCAAAACAGUUGUUGGUCAACAAACAAGAAUGGGAGGCCAGCAAAAAACCGGCCGAUAUCUCCUUUGGAGAAAAAGCUACAUUAGAAAAGGACGCAGCACUCCAAGAUAUUCCCUCGACGGAAAUCCAGUUUAUAACUUAUGAAAGUGUGCUGUUGACGCCAAAUCGUAGUAUAUGUUCCUCUCCUAAAAUCCAAUCCUAUUUGCAUAAAACAACAUCCUAUACACAAAUCGACGAAAUGUUAGAAAAAAUGUUGAACGAAUUAGAACAACAAGAAAAAUUAUUUGGCCUAGAUUUGGAUAUUUUGGAACCGGAAGAUGUUUGUGUAAAUGUUUUAGAGAUUCGUCCUAGUACAGACGCAUUGAUUGAAAUUCCAAUAAAAAAAACAAUAAAAGUUCCAAAAGUAUAUGAAACAACGCAGGAAAUUAAAGUAAAUGAGGAAAAUUUAUAUGAGACAAUGAUUUUUGAAAACAAAUACAAGCAAGAAUUACAAGAAAAUUUUUAUGAGUUGAUAAACUAUAACGAUAACUUAAUAAAUAAAAAUGUAAUGCAUGAAAAAAUAGAUGAAGCUGCAGCUUUAAUUACUGAAACCACUGAUGAUCUUCAAAAAAAUAAGUUAUAUAAAUACGAAAUUCAAUUACAUAUGGCUCAAAGGGCUUCAAGUGAAUCCUUAAGUGAAGGUUCAGAUAUAAUAGACGACACAGCCGAUAUAUUUAUGGAUGACAAUUAUGAAACAAUUGAACAACGACCUUUAACAUAUGCUUAUCAGUUAUAUGACAGUCGUACAGGUAAUGAAAUUUGGUGGGAGGGUACCUAUCGUAAUCUCAGUAUUGUUCCUGAAGAAGAGGAAGAGAAUGCUAGUUUAAUAAGCAAGACCUAUCUAUCAAAACCAUUUAAAAAUUUAAAUAAUUCCCCUUUAUUACACGUAAAUGCAAAUGACACAACAUCUAAUGAUUCGGAUUCAGAGAGUAGUUCAUUUAGUUGCAGUUCAAGUGAAGGCCAGUAUGAGACACAUGAAAAAAUUAUUCGUGCAGAAGUAAAAUUACUUGUUAAAACCACUGAUAACGGUAAAGAAGCCAUCGAAAUACAUUCAGUAAAAGAUUUUCUUGAAACUACAGAACAAAAUAAAAAAUCCAUUUGGGAAAAAACAAAAAACCAAAAGAGCAAGACAUUGCCAUCAAAAUUAAGUGAUAAGUUUAGUAAUAUAACAAAAACAUUUUCCAAUAUUUUAGAUGGAACUAAGAAAAAAUCAAUUUCAUAUAAUUUAUUACCUGAUCAACACACGUCAAAAAAGCAAAAAUCAAACAAACCAACAUUUACAUUGCCAAGAAUAUUUAUUAAAAAUCCGGAUAAUGAAUUAUGUAACAAAGAUAAAAACGAAAAUAACUUACUCACAACAAAAGAAUUAUCUAAAAGCAAAACUGAAUUAUUCGCAACAACUAAAGAAAAUUACCCUCUUCAGUAUCAAAGCACAUCAUCAUCAUUUAAAGAAGAUCCAAAUAGAGUGGAUCUUUAUGCAAAUAUCCCUUUUUAUCCUUGUUAUAGCAAAUACAAAUCUAUAAAAAAUGACCCAUUCACAGAAUUUAUAUCCUAUCCAAUAAACGAUCCCUCUGAAAUACCCCAACCAUAUUGCGAUUGGUUAAUUCCGAAAGAAGAUUUAAGUAGAGGUAAAGGAAAACCGACAACGACAACACAGUAUUUAACUAGUAACGAAGAUUUAAGGCUUGUAGACAAACCUGUAAGCCAACCUUCUACCGGUUUCUCUACAGUGUUUAAAUUACCUAAUAAUAAAAUAAUUUUCGAACAAACUAAUGCUUUAAUUCAAUCUGAGUCACUCGCCGAACCGUAUCACACGCAUACAGAUAAACAUUAUACAAUAGUUUACGAAAAAUCUAAUAAAGGUGAAAAGCAAGAUUUAGUUAAAACAGAAUCUAUUAACAAAGAUAAAAAGGCCAAAAAAGGAAUAUUUGGUACUAUUAAAACAUUUGUUGGCAAAUCAUUCGACACCGACUCCGAUUCCGAAAAGUCGGCUAAAAAAGAUUAUAAAGGCAAAAAAGAUAAAAAUAAGAAUAAAAUAAAAAAAACAUCACCUGAAAUUCAGAAAACUAAUGAAAAACCUAAAAUGCCCAGUCCACUUAUUGAAAGAAAAGAAUUUGCUGAUAUGCCAUAUUUUGACCAAGACACUAAUGAAAACUCCACAAUAAAACCUCCUGUUACAGCCACCAAAAUUAGGUUUUCCGACCCAGCUAAUUCAAAAACUGUAAAAAUAACUGAAAUCCCGAAGCAAAAACAGACCAAAAUUGUAGUAGUUGAAGAAAUAACCAAAGUAUUUCAGCCAGUUGCAAUAGAAGAAGAAGAAUUUUCAAUUAUUAUUGAUCCCUCCAAAAAAGAAUACCCAAAAAAAUCUAUAGAAACUUUUACGCUUAACAUUGAUCAAUCUAUUAGUGAAAUUGAAAAAGAAAUUUUAGACAAAUCUCCUAUUUUGUCCCUAGAAAAAAUUGUUAAGCCUGUUGUUGAUAUUAAUGCACCAGUGCCACCACCAAGAAAAAUUAAACAUGUUUAUGAAGACAUAUAUGAACCCCCCAGUUUAACAGGUAAUGCAGUUAUUACGACCGAAGGUAACCAAUACCCUAAAGAUAUUAAGUGUGAAACAACUAACCUUAUUAAAAAUGAAUCAAUAUGUACAGGAUGGACUCACGACAAAAGUAAUAUAAAUACAGAAAAUGACAAACCUACAUAUUCAAAGCCAAGUGCUAUACUAAAAUUAUCCAAGGUUGAUCAAAGUUCGGAUGAAGAAAUAUUAGAAAAACAAGAUAAAGAACCAAUUAAAGAAAUAAAUACAGACAAAAAAGAAGACAAGAAAGGACUUUUAGGGGGAAUGUUUGGCAGAAAAACCAAGGAUCAAAACAUUAAAUGCAAUGUACACAUUCCAUCUAAAGAAUUAAUAAAAAAAAUUAAAGAUACUUCUGGAUUUUUAGAAAUGGAAGUUAAAAACUACGAUGCUAACCCCAUUGUUAAAGAAAUCAUUGAAUCAUUUCCAAAAGAAGACAUUUUACCUGAAACAGUUGUAAUCAAAGAAGAAGUUUUUUUCUCUCCCGCUAAAAAGUCAAAAUCCAAGAAUUUUAAAGAAGAAGAAAAUGCAAAAAGUUUAGAAAAAGAUCUGAAACUAGAAAAGAAGGAAUCUAAAGAUGGCUCAGAAAAGAAAGGAUUUUUAGAAGGAGUGUUUGCUAAAAAGACCAGGGAUGAAAGAAUCAAAGAGGAUGAAACAAAAAAACGUUCACAACAAGAAUUUAUUAAAACAAUAAAAGACACGUUUGGAUUUUUGGAAGAGGAAGUUAAAAACUACGAAGAUGUUAAACCCAUUAUUAAAGAAACAAUACCUAAAUCCUUACCAACGGAAGUCAUUUUACACGAAACAGUUGUAAUCAAAGAAGACGAUUUUUCAUCUCCCGCUAAAAAGUCAAAUCCCAAGGAUUCUAAAAAAGAAGAAAAGGCGAAAAGUUUAGAAAAAGAUAUAAAACUAGAAAAAGAGAAAUACAAAGAAGAUGGCGAGCAAAGGAAAGGAUUUUUAGGAGGAUUGUUUGGCAAAAACAUCAAGGAUGAAAAAAUCAAAGACGAUGAAACGAAAAAACUGUCAUCCAAAGAAUUGAUUAAAACCAUAAAAGAAACUUCUGGAUUUUUAGAAGAGGAAAUUAAAAACUACGAAGAUGUUACAUCCAAUAUUAAAAAAACAAUACCUAAAUCAUUAGGAAAAGAAGUCAUUUUACAAGAAACAGUGGUAAUUAAAGAGGAUGUUUCUUCUUAUCCUUCCAAAAAGUCAAAAUCCAAUGAUUUAAAAAAAGAAGAAAAGGCAAAAAGUUUAGAAAAAGGUGAAAAACCUGAAAAAAAUAAAUUCAAAGAGGAUGGCGAGGAAAAAAAAGGAUUUUUGGGGGAAUUGUUUGGCAAAAAGAUUAAGGAGGAAAAAAUUAAAGAUCAUGAAACCAAAAAACUACCAUCCGAAAAAUUGAUUAAAACCAUGAAAAACACGUCUCGUUUUUUGGAAGAGGAAGUUAAAAACUACGAAGAUGUUAAACCCUUUAUUCAAGUAACAAUACCCAAAUCAAUACAAAAGGAAAUCAUUUUACACGAAACAUUGGUAAUCGAAGAAGUUUCUUCCUCUCCCGCUAAAAAGUCAAAAUUUAAGGAUUUUAAAAAAGAAGAAAAGGCAAACGUUUUAGAAAAAGACGUAAAACCUGAAAAAAACGAAUCCAAAGAAGAUGGCGAAGAAAAAAAAGGAUUUUUUGGAGGAUUGUUUGGCAAAAAGAUCAAAGAUGAAAAAAUUAAAGAUGAUGGAACUAAAAAACCAUCCAAAGAAUUGAAUAAAAUAAUAAUAGACACGUCUGGAUUUUUGGAAGAGGAAGUUAAAAACUACGAAGAUGUUAAACCCAUUAAUAAAGAAACAAUAUCUGAAUCGUUACAAAAGAAAGCCAUUUUACAAGAAACAGUGGUAAUUAAAGAGGAAGUUUCUUCUUCUCCUGCUAAAAAGUCAAAAUCCAAUGAUUUUAACAAGGAGGAAAAAGCAAAACGUUUAGGAAAAGAUGAAAAACUAGAAAAAAAGGAAUUCAAAAAAGAUGGUGAAGAAAAUAAAGGAUUUUUAGGAGGAUUGUUUGGCAAAACUAUCAAGGAUAGAAAAAUUAAAGAUGAUGAUACUAAAAAACUUCCAUCCGAAGAAUUAAUUAAAACAAUGAAAGACUCGUCUGGAUUUUUGGAGGGGGAAGUUAAAAACUACGAAGAUGUUAAACCGAUUAUAAAAGUAACAAUACCUGAAUCAUUACCAAAGGAAGUCAUUUUACACGAAACAGUGGUAAUCAAAGAAGAAGUUUUUUCUUCUCCGGAUAAAAAGUUAAAAUCCAAGGAUUAUAAAAAAGAAAAAAAGGUUAACAGUUUAGAAGAAGAUAUAAAACUAAAAAAGAAGGAAUCCAAAGAUGAAAAGAAAGGAUUUUUAGGAUUGUUUGCCAAAAAGACCACUGAUGAAAAAAUUAAAGAUGAUGAUGUUAAAACACUUUUAUCCAAAGAAUUGAUUAAAACAAUGAAAGACACGUCUGGAUUUUUGGAAGAGGAAGUUAAAAACUACGAAGAUGUUAUUAUUAAAGAAACAAUACCUCAACUGUUACAAAAGGAAGUCAUUUUACAAGAAACAGUCGUAAUUAAAGAGGAAGUUUCUUCUUCUCCUGCUAAAAAGUCAAAAUCCAAUGAUUUUAAUAAAGAGGAAAAAGCAAAACGUUUAGAAAAAGAUGAAAAACUAAAAAAAAAGGAAUGCAUAGAAGAUGGUGGAGAAAAUAAAGGAUUUUUAGGAGGAUUAUUUGGCAAAAAUAUCAAGGAAAGAAAAAUUAAAGACGAUGUUACUAAAAAACUUCCAUCCGAAGAAUUAAUUAAAACAAUGAAAGACACGUCUGGAUUUUUGGAAGAGGAAGUUAAAAACUACGAAGAUGUUAAACCCAUUAUUAAAGUAUCAAUACCUGAAUCAUUACCAAAGGAAGUCAUUUUACAUGAAACAUUGGUAAUCAAAGAAGAAGUUUUUUCUUCUCCGGAUAAAAAGUCAAAAUCCAAGGAUUAUAAAAAAGAAAACAAGGUUAACAGUUUAGAAGAAGAUGUAAAAUUAGAAAAGAACGAAUCCAAAGAAGAAAAGAAAGGAUUUUUAGGAUUGUUUGCCAAAAAGACCACGGAUGAAAAAAUUAAAGAUGAUGAUAAAAAACUUUCAUCCAAAGAAUUGAUUAAAACAAUGAAAGACACGUCUGGAUUUUUGGAAGAGGAAGUUAAAAACUACGAAGAUGUUAUUAUUAAAGAAACAAUACCUCAACAGUUACAAAAGGAAGUCAUUUUACAAGAAACAGUGGUAAUUAAAGAGGAAGUUUCUUCUUCUUCUGCUAAAAAGUCAAAAUCCAAUGAUUUUAAUAAAGAGGAAAAAGCAAAACGUUUAGAAAAAGAUGAAAAACUAGAAAAAAAGAAAUGCAUUGAAGAUGGUGGAGAAAAUAAAGGAUUUUUAGGAGGGUUGUUUGGCAAAAAUAUCAAGGAAAGAAAAACUAAAGACGAUGUUACUAAAAAACUUCCAUCCGAAGAAUUAAUUAAAACAAUGAAAGACACGUCUGGAUUUUUGGAAGAGGAAGUUAAAAACUACGAAGAUGUUAAACCCAUUAUUAAAGUAACAAUACCUGAAUCAUUACCAAAGGAAGUCAUUUUACACGAAACAUUGGUAAUCAAAGAAGAAGUUUUUUCUUCACCGGAUAAAAAGUCAAAACCCAAGGAUUAUAUAAAAGAAAACAAGGUUAACAGUUUAGAAGAAGAUGUAAAAUUAGAAAAGAACGAAUCUAAAGAAGAAAAGAAAGGAUUUUUAGGAUUGUUUUCCAAAAAGACCACGGAUGAAAAAAUUAAAGAUGAUGAUAAAAAACUUUCAUCCAAAGAAUUGAUUAAAACAAUGAAAGACACGUCUGGAUUUCUGGAAGAGGAAGUUAAAAACUACCAAGAUGUUAUUAUUAAAGAAACAAUACCUGAACUGUUACAAAAGGAAGUCAUUUUACAAGAAACAGUCGUAAUUAAAGAGGAAGUUUCUUCUUCUCCUGCUAAAAUGUCAAAAUCCAAUGAUUUUAAAAAAGAGGAAAAAGCAAAACCUUUAGAAAAAGAUGAAAUACUAGAAAAAAAGGAAUUCAUAAAAGAUGGUGGAGAAAAUAAAGGAUUUUUAGGAGGAUUAUUUAGCAAAAAUAUCAAGGAAAGAAAAAUUAAAGACGAUGUUACUAAAAAACUCCCAUCCGAAGAAUUAAUUAAAACAAUGAAACAGACGUCUGUAUUUUUGGAAGAGGAAGUUGAAAACUACGAAGAUGUUAAACCCAUUAUUAAAGUAACAAUACCUGGAUCAUUACCAAAGGAAGUCAUUUUACACGAAACAUUGGUAAUCAAGGAAGAAGUUUUUUCUUCUCCUGAUAAAAAGUCAAAAUCCAAGAAUUAUAAAAAAGAAAAAAAGGUUAACAGUUUGGAAGAAGAUGUAAAAUUAGAAAAAAAGGAAUCCAAAGAAGAAAAGAAAGGAUUUUUAGGAUUGUUUGCCAAAAAGGCCACGGAUGAAAAAAUUAAAGAUGAUGAUAAAAAACUUUCAUCCAAAGAAUUGAUUAAAACAAUGAAAGACACGUCUGGAUUUCUGGAAGAGGAAGUUAAAAACUACCAAGAUGUUAUUAUUAAAGAAACAAUACCUGAACUGUUACAAAAGGAAGUCAUUUUACAAGAAACAAUCGUAAUUAAAGAGGAAGUUUCUUCUUCUCCUGCUAAAAAGUCAAAAUCCAAUGAUUUUAAAAAAGAAGAAAAAGAAAAACGUUUAGGAAAAGAUGAAAAACUAGAAAAAAAGGAAUUCAUAAAGGAUGGUGAAGAAAAUAAAGGAUUUUUAGGAGGUUUGUUUCGCAAAAAUAUCAAGGAUAGAAAAAUUAAAGACGAUGAAACUAAAAAACUUCCAUCUAAAGAAUUAAUUAAAACAAUGAAAGACACGUCUGAAUUUUUGGAAAAGGAAGUUAAAAACUACGAAGAUGUUAAGCCCAUUUUUAAAGUAACAAUACCUGAAUCAUUACCAAAGAAAGUCAUUUUACACGAAACAGUUGUAAUUAAAGAAGUUUAUAAAAAAGAAAAACAGGUUAACAGUUUAGAACAAGAUGAAAAUAAAGAAUUCAAAGAAGAAAAGAAAGGAUUUUUAGGAUUGUUUCCCAAAAAGACCACGGAUGAAAAAAUUAAAGAUGAUCUUGAUAAAAAACUUCCAUCCAAUGAAUUGAUAGAAAUAAUGAGAGACACAUCUGAGUUUUUAGACCAAGAAGCUAAAAACCAUAAAGAUGUUAAACCCAUUUUUAAAGAAAAAAUACCUAAAGUAUUAUUAGAGGAAGUAAUUUUACACGAACCAGUAAUUAAAGAAGAAGUUCUUUCUUUUCCCGCAAAAAAGUCAAAAUCUAAAGAUUCUAAAAAAGAGGAAAAGGCAAAAAGUUUAGAAAGAGAUGUAGAUGGAAAUAAGGUAUGCAAAGAAGAUGGCGAAGAAAAUAAAGGAUUUUUUGGAGGAAUCUUUGGCAAAAAGACCAGGGGUGAAAAAAUUAAAGACGAUGAAAAUAAAAAAGUUUUAUCGGAAGAAUUAAUUAAAACAAUAAAAUACACUUCUGGAUUUUUAGAGCAUGAAGUUAAAAACCACGAGGAUGUUAAACCCAUUAUUAAAGAAACAAUCAUUGAAUCAUUACCAAAGAAAGUAAAUUUACAAGAAGUUUCCUUUUCUCCCGCUAAAAAGCCAAAAUUUAUGGAUUCUAAAAAAGGGGAAAAGGAAAAAAGCUUUGAAUGUAAAGAACAAGGUAAAGAAAAGAAAGGAGUUUUUGGAGCAUUGUUUGGAGAAAAGACCAAAGAUGAAAAAAUUAUAAACGAUAAAACAAAAGAACUUUUAUCGGAAGAAUUAAUUAAAACAGUAAAAGACACUUCUGGAUUUUUAGAGCAUGAAGUUAAACACCACGAAGAUGUGAAACCCAUUAUUAAAGAAACAAUCAUUGAAUCUUUACCAAAGGAAGUAAUUUUACCAGAAGUUUCUUUUUCUUCCGCUAAAAAGACAAAAAUAAUGAAUUAUAAAAAAGGGAAAAAGGCAAAAAGCUUUGAAAGUAAAGAAGAAAUCGAAGAGAAGAAAGGAUUUUUUGGAGGAUUGUUUGGAAAAAAGACCAAGGAUGAAAAAAUGAGAAGCGAUAAAGUUAAAGAACUUACUUCCGAAGAAUUAAUUAAAACAAUGAAAGAUACAUCAGGAUUUUUAGAACAAGAAGUUAAACAUUACGAAGAUGUUAAACCUAGUAUUAAAGAAACAAUAAAUAUAGAAGUGAGCUCUUCUCCUGUUAAAAAAUCUAAAAAAGAGGCUAAGACAAACAGUUUAGAAAAGGAUGUAAACCAAAAGGUUAAGGGAGAUGGCGAAGAAAAAAAAAUAUUUUUGGGAGGAUUGUUUGGCAAAAAGACCAAGGAUCUACGAAUAAACGGUGAUGAGCAGAUUAAACCAAUUCCAUCCGAAGAUUUAAUUAAAAUUAUGGAGGAUUCGUCCAAUUUUUUGAACGAAGAAGUUAAAAAUUAUGAGGACGUAAAACUGAUUGAUAAACAGUCAUUAACCGGUGCGGUUAAUAACGCAUUGUCACAAAAAAUAAUUUUACAGGAUUCAGUUUAUAUUGAUGAAAAAAAUCAUUCCAAGGAACAAUCUUCGAAAACAAACAACAAAGGAACUACAGACAAAGACGAACACGAAAAAGAUGACAAAUUUCGUCUCUUUGGUAUAUUUUCUAAAAAAACACAUGACAAAAAUGUAGUUGCUGAAAGCAAUUUUGAAAAAGUUACCACUACAGAUAAAUGCGCAACAACUAAUUUACCUGAAGAAGCUGUAAAAAAUAUAACCAAUAGUAGUAACUUUCUUUUGACUGAACAACAAAAUUAUGAAGAUGGUCAAGAUGGAAUUACUAAGAAAGAGAGUAAACAAACAAUAAUUUCAAAAAUUGAAAACUAUAAAAACUUUAAACCUAAUGAAAUUACUCAGGAAAAAAAGGACACGAAAAAAGAAGGAAAAACAACACGUGUGGUCACAAAAACUUUUGAAUCAAAAUUAGAAAAUGUUUCUCCGGAGUUGUUUAAGGAAAAAUCUAUUGAAAAAAAAUUAUAUGAUUUGAAAAAAGAAACCUCCGAAUUAAAUAAUGAAGACGAAGUAGAUUUUAAAAACAAACCCGAUUUAACUUCUACCACUAAGAAACAAAGAAAGAAUAGUGGUAGUCCGUUUAGAAUAUUUGGAAAAAAACAAAAAUCAGAGGAAUCCUCUGAUGAUAGUAAAGAUUUAGAUGUAUCAGAAUCACAGUCGCAUGACCCUACAUCAUUUUUAACCAUUAAACAACAACACAAAGAUGGGAGUAAUAAAAAUAGUAAUAUAUUAGAAAAAAGUGAAGAAAAAGAAGAUGCGGAUCUUAUAUCAUCUGGUCUAUUUAACAUAUUUAGUAAAAAGGAUAAGACCAGUCCUACAUCUACAAAAAAACAAAAAAAUCGGAAUCUUGAAAAAUCCACUGAAAAAGUAGGUAUUAUGGAAAGACUAAGUCGAAAAAUACAUUCUUUAACCGAUGAUGAAGAGGGAGAUGAAAAACACUCACACAAUGUUAUAUCAUCUUCAGUUGAAAUAGAAAAUAAGCUUAAAGAAGCUUCGGACACAGUUAACGAGGUAAUACAUUCUGCAACAGAGACCGUUAAUAAAUCUAAUAAGGAUUAUAAAAAUAAAGUAACAUUUGAAAAUGAUAUGGAUAGCGUCUUAACAGAACCCGGAAUGGUUAAUUCUGAGACCAAUCUUAUAAGCGAAGUUAUGCAGACUUUUGAUAAUAAACUUUCAUCUGUAAAAAAUGAGUCAAAUGAAAUAGAAGCUGAUUUAAAGAAAAAAUCUGAUAUAAUAACCAUGACUACAAAUAAAAGUAUCUUAGUACUCGAAGAAAAAAUUAAAGAUGUAGAAAAUAUCAUUUCUGAAGUACAGUAUUCUUCUAAACAGAUAAAUGAUGAUAUUAAAAAUGUUUCGGAUACACCUUCCAUAUUAAAAGAAAAAACAGUGGACUUUGUCGAAGAAGUUAAAUUAGAAGCUAAAAAAGAGUCUGGGGGCUUUUUAGACAAAAUUAAGAAGAAAUCAAAGACAACUAAAGAUAAUAUUGAUUCUGAUAUAGCAAAAUUGGAAACAAAACUAGACAAUACUGGUGAAAUGCUUAAGAAAUCUGAAAGUGGUACAGAAUCUAUUUCAAUUAUCACAGAUCAAGUCAAAGAUAUUAAAGAAAGCAAAGGGUUCUUUGGAAAAUUAGGAGACAAAUUAAGUGGAAAGGACAAGAAGUCUAAACAAGACUUAGAAGAUAAUAAAGACGCAACAAGAGAAGAACUGAAUUAUGUUAAGGAAGCCACAUCAGAAUUGGUUAUUGAGGUUGACAAAAAUAAUGUUAACCUAAUAAAAGAAACAAAAUCUAACAUUAGCCAGGAUAUUUGUAAUCAAGAAAGUAAUAAACAAUUAAAAGAUGUAAUUAAAGACUGUAUUUCUGAUGCAAAGCAAUACACAAAUGAUGUAGAAGAUGAAAACUUCAAAAGUGCCGAAGAACAAGAUCCUAUUGAAAAAGAUUCCGAACUUGGAAAUAAAAUAUCAAAACAAACCAACAAAAUUAAAGAUAAAGUUGAAUCCAAAUUAGAUAAAAUUAGUACUUAUGUUGAAAUUACUGAAAAAGAUAUAAAUGAAUCAUCAAAUGAAACUAAGAAUAUAAUCGAUGAUAUUGAAAAGGAUGCUAUAAAAGAGCCUAUUGGAGCUAAAAUGAAGGAUACUUUGAAUAUAACUAAGGAGGAAACUAAUAGUUUAAUUUCUGAAAUUAACCAACAAACAAAAGUUGCUAAUGAUGCAGUUUCAGAUUUUAUUAAUGAUGCCAAACAACAUACAGAAUGCCAAAUGAAAAAUGAAAUAGAAAAUGUAAAACGUGUUGCUUCUGAUAUUAAUAAUGAUGGUAAAUUUAUAAGUGAUGAAAUUAGGGACAAUGCUUUAAAAAUUAAAAAUAAAACUGAAAAAGAACAUAAAAAACUUAAAGACCUAAAACAAGAUAUCGAACAUACAGUGAAAGAAUCAAAAUCAGAACUAAAGAAAACAUCAAAGGAAACAGGUAGAUUUCUCGAUAAACUGGGAACUAAAAUCAAUAAAAAUACUAAAAAAAUUAAAAAAAGAUUUAGUACAAGUAAUGAUAACUCUGAAAGGGAAAUAGCUGAAUAUAGUAAACAAAUAACGUCCCAAACUAAGAAUGACAUGUAUAAUCUACAAAAAGAUAUUUUAAUAAAGAACAAAAAAGAAACAAAAGAAAGUGCUGAAACAGAAAAAAUAAAAUGCAAAGUCUUUUUGGAAGAAACGGACAAGAAAAAAAAUAAAGGAUUAGAAAAUAUAGACUUGAAAGAAAUUAAGGAUAAUGUAAAAAAUCUUUCUGCGGAAACUGUAGAGGGUAUUGAAAAAAGUAUAAAAACUGAAAUAAAAGAUUUGGAAGCAAAACUAGAGGAGGCUUUAAAAGAAACUGCUGCCAAAGUGGAAACAGGGGAAAAAAUUAAAAAAUAUGAAGGUAAAGGAAAGAUAAGUGGUAAAGAAAAUAAACUAAAAGAGGAAAUUGAAGAGAAGGAGGAUAUUUACAAUAACAAACAAUCAGAUCAAUAUGCAGAUAUUAAAUCAUCUAUUAAGCAUAGCCUUGAAAAAAUAUCAGCACAAUCAAAAGAAACAUAUGUUGUAAAUGUUCCUGAUAUGAAAGAUUCAGAAAGCGUUAAAGAAUCUUAUAAGCAAUUCGAAACAGAUGUAUUUAAAGAUAAAGAGGAAUUAGAUGUAAAGUCAAGAGAAAUAAACGAUAUACCUGGUAAAUAUCUAGAAAGUGCUAGAAACCUAUCUACACAGGAUUCCUUUAGUAAAAUGACUCGAGCCGUGUCUGAUAAUAUGGGUAAUUUAAAAUCACACACCGAUAACUCUGUUAAAAUAUCCGAAGCAAAUAUUGAUUUGUCAAAUUUGUCAACAAAUGUUGAGUACUCAGAAAAAAGUACCGUACAAGUAUCAAAUUCGUUUAUUACAUCACCAACUUCUAUAAGGAGGCAUGCUUCACAAAAAGUCCAAACAACUAAAUAUUAUAUUAAGGACGUAAGUAAUCAAAUAGGAGAUUUUGGUCCCAGUGGAUCUUAUACAGUUACCGAGCCCGAAGAUAUAAAAAGUUGUAAAGGAGGUAAAAAAAAAGCUUUAUUUCACAUAGAAUCUGAAGAAGAUGACUCCUUAGAAUUAUCACCAAAACAGAUUUAUGAAAGACGUGAUAGUGUGAAAUCAAAUAUUUUAGAAAGUCUUACCGAAAAUAAAAUUGACACAUUACUAAGUAACUUAACACAAUCUUUAAAAGAAGCUACCAGUGAAAACCCGCUCAUUAAAAUAGAAAAAAAAGUAACAUUAGAAACUAAUGUGAUGGAGUCUCAAAAAGAUGUUGAUAUUAUUGAAAAAAAAUUAUGUGACUUGGAUAAAGCGUUAGAUUCUUUAGAGCAAAUAGAUAUUCAAGUAAAAUCCGAUACACAAAGUAUAAGCACAGAUUUGUCGGAAAAGAAACUACGAAGAAUUGAAAGAAAAUUCGAAAAAAUGGCUUCGGAAGUUUUAGACAAAGACGUUGCAGAGGCAAAAGAACAUAAAUUAAUAACACCAGAAGCUGAAGCUUUUCAGGAACAAGAAUUCGAUAAACUAGUUUCACAAAUAAGCGUAGAAGAUGUAUCCGACUUCCAGAGAGAGUUUAGCCAAAUUUUAGAUGAAACCACCUUUUCAAAGACUGAGGAUGGAGACUCAAAAACUCCGGACAGUCAUGCUGACGUGCUAGAUCUUCCUCAAGGUGAAAUUGUUUAUAUGGGCCCUGUCAAAUUAAAUAAAGACAAUUUAACUAACAAAGCAGGUAUUGAAGUCGAUGUUAUACCAAUAAUGAAAAGUCCAGUGGCAUCCCCAAAACCUAAAAGAAAUAUUAAAAAUAAGCGUGCUAAAUCUGAAAUGGGUUUUUUUGAAGAUAGAAGGUUUAAGGACGAUCGAGGUAGUUUGCCUGACCUUAAAACAAUCCCCAGUAAAACAUAUAUUUAUGAUACGAUUCUUGAAAUGAAUCCCAAUACGUUUUUAAGUAAAAGUAAAGAGUCUUUAAUAGGCUCCUUGAAAAGUAGUGAACAAUUAAUGUCUAGAUCAUUAGAUAGCAGCGUAUUAGAAUCAAAAAGUGCAAUAAUGAAUGCAGUCGUUGGUUGGUUGCAAAAGUCAAGUCCAUUUAGUUCUAGUGAUAAUAUUGAUAAACAAAGCAUAGCAACGAGUUUACCAGAUACAAUGGAUACUGGAAGUUUAUAUGAUGAAAUGGAUAGUUCCUUGCAUGAAGAAAAAUCUUAUUCCAAAUCUGAUCAUGUAAUCCCCGAUAUAUUGAUUUCGGAAAACCAUUGUACUUCUCUGGAAAUCAUAAAAUCCUUUGAAAAAAUAUCAUCAGAAAAAUUAGAAAUCAGCUGCGGCCAACUAACCGAAGCAAAUUCCCAACUAACAACGACCGAAACCAAAACUCCACAACCCAAACCCCGAUCCGCUAAGAUUCCGGAAACACCACUUCAAUUUUCAAUAAACGAUGAACAAACCAUGGAAAAGCAAAUAUCUCCAGUGCGAGAUGAUCUGCUUGAUGACACUGAUCAGGCAGAAACCCUUGAAACAUACUCAGAUAAAAAGAACUUCUGGGAAAAUGUAUCUAAAGAUAAUAUUGGAAAGAGUUUGAGCAUACAAGAAAUAUCAUUGCAUGAGAAAGAAACCUUAUCGAAAAAAAGAGCGUCAGUUCAUGAAUUGGGAGCACCACCCGUACCAAAACCUCGAGCUAUAUUUCAACAAUCUCAAAGUUUAUCUGAAGAAAAAGACGAUUUAACAAAACCAAGUAUACUUUUAAACAGGGCUGUUUCAGUUGACUCUACACCUAGCGAAAGCAGUGGAAUGGCCCAGACUGAACUAACAAGAAUUUCUGAAAGUGAUGACGGUUCGAUAAUAGAGGAAAAAAUAAUGACUGAAUAUCAAGCACAGUUCCAACCUCCUUUUCAAGUCAAACCCAAAAUGCCCAAAGAAGAAGAAAAAAAUAAGACUGAUUUGGAAAAAACGGAAAGUUUAGAUUCAGAUAAGGCUCAAAAAGGUAGCAGUCAAUUUAUAGAAAAUUCUGGUUAUAUUUCAGAUAGUGAGGAUGUGGAACAUUAUAUAUCUGAUUCCGAAAUAGAGGAUAGAGUACCACAAAUUAGAGAAAGACAAAUGAGUGUAUUUGCUCCUCCUGUAGCAAGUACUCGAAAAUCUAUAUAUGAAAGGUCUGCAUCAUUACCUACCGAAGAUUUAUAUGAAGUAUCUGCUAGAAGUAUUAAAUUAAGAAAGCAAUAUUAUGAAGAACAGAUCAAAAAAGAAAUGAUUGAAGAGCAAUUAACAAGUGAAAUUGAAGAUGAUCCAUCCCCUGAACGUAAACAGUUGACAAUAUCAAACCAGUCAAGUUUAAGGGAGGAAGAAGAGCUCUUAUCUGAAAUUAUAGAAGAAUUACCAAAACAAGAAGUACAACAAGGGGAAUUAAUAAAACAAGAAGUACCACAAGAUGAAUUAACAAAACGAGAAUUACCAAAACAAGAACUACCAAAACAAUCUGUUAAGGAUAUUGCAAAAGGAUUGGAAGUUUCUGUUGAAAAAAAUGUCAGUAUACCAAAGCCAUCAAAAAUUCCAAUUAAAAAUACAUAUUUUGUUAGUGAACAUUUACAGGGAGAUAAAAAUACAAAAGAACAGCUUACUGAAAAAUCUACUACAGUUAAAAAUCUUGUAAGUAAUAUAAAUCACAAAGAACAGGGUGUCAUAAAUGAAACUCACAAAACAAUUGAAGCGGAAAAAAUCGAUUUAAGCUCUGUUAAAAGUUUAGCCAAAAGUUAUGAAAAGCAGUUAGGAUCUGUAGUAGCAGGGCAAAAGAUAGGCCAAGCAUCUAUCGAAUUAAAAGGUUUUGUUUUAGAUAAAUCUGAAAUAAGCAAAACUUCCACUAUUAGUAAUGAGUCUUUUAUAGUAAAUAAUAUUGUGGACAGUUUGGAAUCAGAUAAAAGAUAUGAUGAACAAAACCUGAAAGAAGAUAGUGCAUCAAAACUUUGCUCUAUGGAAGUACAUGUAGAUAAAAGCGAGUUGGAAAAUUCGGAAAAACUAAGUGAAUUUGAUCACGAUGCUACAAACAUUGAAACCAAAUCGAUUGAGUCUUUUACCACUGAACCUUCACCUAAAACAUCUCAUUUUCCCGAUGACUAUAUUCCUGAAAUAACAGUAACUUUAUCGGGUAAACAAAGAAGAAUUAGCGAGGAAAGUGAUGAUUACGUAGAAAGAAUUGAAACGGUUCAAACUUCUGUCUCUCCAAUACCUGAAAUUUCUUCAAUUAAACAAUCAGAGGAGCAUAUAGAGGAGACUGUUUGGGAAGUGCCAAUUCAGUCAGAACUAGAAUUUAGUGAAAAAGUAACUGAUAUAGUAUCAGACUCGGUAUCAGAGGUAAAGCAAACUAUCCAAGCAGGUCCAUCUAUUGACGAUGACAAACAAGAUAUAAGUUAUAAAGAUGAAUCAGAUCUCACAUCAGACAUACACCAAGAUCGUUCCGAUUCUUUGGCAUCCGAUAAAAUUAAAUCUGAGAGUUCUAAUGAUAUUGAAAAGAUAAUAUUGGAUAGUCUACAUCAACAACAAGUAGAUCCCGAAGAAGCCAAAAAAAUGGCCUCGGCAUUAGUACGGGAAAUUGAAUCAGAAAUAGAAAAAAAUGAAAGUAUUUCAUAUGAAGUACCAUAUAGCAUUACGAAAGCUUCGGUUUCCGACUAUUUAAGACAAUUAGCUGAAGCUAAAGGUUUGGAUGAAAGAGAAGUUGAAUUAGUAGAAUCUGUUUUGGCGAGAAGACAACGAGAGCUUAGCAAGCUUGUACGCGGAGAUACUCAAGCCUCUAGCAUGGAAAUCACUGAUGAAGAUUUAAAAUUUAGUGGCGCUGAGCUGGAUUAUUCACACAUAUUAGAACAACAAAUGGAUCAACUUGAAGCUGAAAAAUUAGAUAUUAAAAUUGAUUAUGAUUCAGUUGACGAAUCAAGCAAACAUUUUCAAGAAAAAUCAGAACAAAUUAAUAAAAUAGAUGAGGCACACACUGAAGAAAAACAUAUAUCGAAAGACUUAGAGACCUAUGCGGAUUCCAAAAUAAUUCAUCAGAAAAAUAAUAUCACAGUUAAAGUAAGUGAAAGUAUAAAAGGUGAAAAAUCAGCCGUCCAAAGUAAAGACAUAAUUUUUGAAGAAGAUGAAACAAUAUCAGAAUCGGCAACUGAUGAUUCUGAAAAAUUUACAACCGAUGCUCAUGUAGUGAUUAAAGAUGAGACAAUUGAAAAAUGCGAUGAUAAAAAAAAACUAAAAACAGAAACUCUUGAUGCAAGCGCCCAAAGACAUUUUGAUUCAAAAUUAUAUUCAUCAGUUUCGGUAAAGGACGGUAAAGAUAUUUAUCAAGAAAUAGAAAAUGUUAGUAAGGAAUGUAGUGAUUCAAUAUUAUUAUCAGCGAAAAAUGAAUCUCAAGUAUCAGUUACCGAAAACUUUGGGGAUAUGAAAAAAGAAAUUGACUCCAAAACAGAAUUAUUUUAUAACGAGAAAAGUGAUUUAAAAGAAAAAAUAGUACAAGAGCAAGUAAGUGAAGUAACAAUUGAACCAGAUGGUUCUAAAACAACAACCGUCAAGGAAAUUGAAAAGCAGGUAACUGAAACUAAAAGUAACAUUGUCCAAGUAGAACAUCAUGAAUCUAAAUCAGUUGUUACAACAACAUUGGAUAAUCUUAGUACAGAUUUAAAAAUAUUUACCAGUGAGGGAAAGUUACAUGAAUCCCCACAAAUUAUUGAAAGACAUGUUGAAGUAAAAAGAACAUUAAGUUCAGACUCAAAAUCUAGUAUUGAAUCUGAAAAAAAUAUUGUGGAGCCAUUUUUGGUAACAGAAGAGCCAAAAGUCACUGAAAAAGAAACUAUUAUUUUACGAAAAGCUAAAUCUGACGCAGAAUCGAGUAGUGGUAGUUCAAAUUUAAAAGGAGAUAGAAAAUCAGGAAUUGAAUUUGAAGUCUAUUCAAGUUCUGGAGAAAGUCAUUACCAAAGUUUUGAAAUCGAUAGUGGAAAAAGUAGACCAUGCUCGUCAGAUGUUGAAGGUUUAGUGGCUGCUGGUUCUUCAGAGUAUGAAAGCGCAUUAACGUCUCAAAUGUUAUCAGGUAAAUCACACAUUACAUCCACCGAAUAUCAAACUGCUGUAAGUAGCUUAAGCUCAAAAGAAAGCAUGAAAAGUCUUGAUAGCGAAAGCUCAGGUAAUUUAGCAAGCAUUGAAGUAUCCGAAGUAUCUGAAACCCUCAUACCAUCUACAAGCGAUAUGGAUGGCGAUAUGUUGGAUCUAUUAGAACAGCAACUCGAAGAAGAUAAACCCAGUUCUGAUUGGAUCAUGGCACACGCUCCCAUUAGACAAAGUACUGAAGUAAGCGAAUCUUACUCUAUUGAAUCGAUAGAUAUUUCAGAAAAAGAUAAUGUUGAUUCAAAAGAUCUUCAGUCCAAAAUGAAAAGGUCGUACGAAAUGACUUUUCAACCAGAACCGAUAAUGUUAUUUCCAGAAUUACCCCAAAAAGACUCCCUUGAAGCUGAUGAUAAAUUAGGUGUAAGUAUGGAUGACGGUAGCGUUUUGAGUAUGAGUAUGUCAAGUACUUCGAGUAACGCAGCAGUUAGAACUGUUAUUGAGUUAUCCAAAGGGGAUGAAGGGAGCAUGACUGUAUCUGGAACAUCAGAACAUUUGAGCAUAGACGAUGUUGAAAAUAUUUCUCGAGGUAGCCAAGAAAACCUAAUGCACUCUAAUAUUUCUGUAGAUACGUCAACUUGUACCCCUAGACUUUCAAAUGAAUCUUUAAUAGAAUCGGUAACAAUUACCACAUCCAGUGUUAAUUUAGAUGGAAUUAAAAGUGUUAGUACUCAGGUCAGGUCUCAAACUCAAGAAACAACCAAAGAUGAGCCAAAAAAGAAGGGACAUAGACGACAGGAAAGCAAUUUUGUAGCAUCUAUGAUUAAUGUGAUACCUCAACAAAAGGUCCCUGAUGCCGAAUUAACCGACAAUGAAAAACCUUUAUUAAUAUUAAGCGCUAAAGAAGGUAAAAGUGAUGAAAAAAAAGAUAUCGAUGAGAGCGAAAAAGAUAGUUAUGAUGUAGAAAUCGAUCAAGUAUCCCAAAGAGGAUCCAAAUUAUUGGACGGUGAAUCCGAUUUUGAAGUAGAUACUUUGGAUUUUAGUAGACCUCAAUCUCAGUUUAGCAAGUCCGAUUCAGAAAGACCCACAUCGACAGCUUUUUCAGACGAUAGGCCAGAUUCAGAGUUGGCUGAGUUGAUCAUUAAAUCAUCAGAUGCAAUGGAUAUUUCUGAUCCGAUUGAAAGACCAUUAUCUCCGGAACCUUGUGAUGAAACUAAAGAUGACACGCCAGAAUUUAGUUCUGAAGCUCAGGCUAGCGUUGGGGAAUUAGAACAGGAAUACUCAUCCGCGGUUGCUCGUUCACAUGAAAUUUAUUCUGAAACAUCACUUAAACGUCAUUCAAAAGAACUAACUGAUAUUUACAUACCGAAACAACAAUUGGAAAAACGUGACUCACACGGAAAAUCUAGCACAACAUCCAGCGAAAAAUCUAGCUUCGAUGAAGCCGAAGCUGAGGCAGCUUUUAGUAUGGUUGCUCAUAUAUCACCAGCGCACAAAAUUAAACAGAUUUGUCCAAUUUUAGAGGAUGAAGACGCAGAAAAACAUGAACUUGAAACUCGUGAAAGAGCUCAAAAGGAAUUUGAACAACGCAGAGCACAGAUAAAAGAUCAAAGCCCUGGAUUUAUACCGGACAUAAAAGUAACACAACAUAUGACACCUCUUAUUGAUAAAAACUUUAGGUAUCCUGACUUGGAAUUGGAGGCUAAAGAAAAACAAACUGAUACACAAAUGUCAACACCACAAACCCCUGCUUCAAACUCAAGUAAAAGUUCAGAAGAAACUGAUCAGGGAAGAGAAUACGUUCUUGAAGAUAUGCCAUCAGUAAUUCCUGAAGAAGGAGAAACCACCGAAGAAAAGGCAAUAUCUGAAUCAAAAAGUGAGGUUGUUACAGUGGUAGAAUCUACAUUAAAAGAGGAAUCAGAAAAAGGAACAGACUCCCCAAGCAGUGAUUCAUUUGAAAUGCUAGAAAAACCAGACUUAAUAGACGACUUUGUUGUUAUUGAAGAAGUUGCUAAAGAGGCUCAUGAAUUUGAUUCUGAAGGUAAAAGUGUUAAAAUUCAACAAAAAGUAAAGAAAACAAAGUCAAAACAUGAUACUGAAGUAGAGGAGUAUUUAGUUAAGUCAGCUCCUACGCCACUGACAAGAAUAUCAGACAUCAAAUAUUAUCCAGAUGGUUCCUCAAGUGACGAGCUUGGUUUUGAGUUUGAAGAUAGUCCUCCCCAAGAUUCAGAAAACUCAGGGUCUAAGCGAGCUGCCACUUCAAAAGAUUAUGUCCAUCAAUACGAUAGAGAACUGGAAGCUAACAAAAAGUGGAUUGAACAACAAUUUCAAGGUGACCAUGCAGCAAUGUUAGCUGCAGGAUACGGAUACGAAAUGGAGUUUGAACGAGGACCUCUGGAAGACAUUAAAGAGGAAGAUAUAACUGAUUUUGAAGCAUCUAGUAGAAUUGGUAGUUUGGGAUCUCAAAAAGAAUCGGGCGGAAGCCUUGGCAGCGUUAAGGAUUCCUACUCAAGUACCCCUGAUUAUGAUGUUCUUGCAGGACGAAAAUAUUUCACCAGAUCUGGUGAGCAUGAUGAUAUAUCAAUGUCCAGCUUACAAGAAUUUGAAAACUUAGAGCAGGCAAUGUCUUUGGAAAUGAGGAAAUAUCAUGGUAGCCAAGACUCAUCUAGUAAUGGAAGUUAUAAAAACCGACAUCAUAAAAGUCAAGGGGAUGACAUUUCAGUGAGUUCACUCAAAGAAUUUGAAGGUUUAGAAAAAGCCUGUAUUGCCGCUCAUAAAAUUGAGGUUAAAGUACAAGAAGAAGAAGAAAUGUUGGCUCAAAUCGAUGAAUGUCCUGAAAGUUUGGCAUCUGAAUCAGAAAGUUGCGAAACUAUUUCUGGUACACAAAAACUUGCCACGGACUCAGAUGAGGAAGACUACGAAAAAAGAAUGUUUGAAAUUGACGAAAUAAUUAGACAAGCUCAAACCAACGUAGAAAGAUUUAUUGAUUUAAAAGAAGCUGAAAAAACUGAAUCCUUAGGCAGAGGGGACUCAAUUGAGGAAGUAUCUAGAGUACCAGAGUUGGACUUGGAUGCUCCUUUAAAAUCCAACAUUAAAGUACAAUGGAAAGAAACUGAUGAUGUAAUGAUCACGUCAACUGAUUCUUUGGACCUUAAACCUUCGACUAGCAAUCAUGGCAGUACUGAUAGUUUAGAUCAAAAAACAGGUGUUGAUUUAAUGACGGCAAGCACUGACUCAAUUGAGGUUCAAGCUCAAAAAUCUAAAAAUGAUAAUAUAAUGACAGAUAGUAUCGAAGUUAAAGGGUGUGAACAAAGCGGACUGAUAUCCAGCGAUUCUCUGGAGCUAGGAGCUGCAGCUAUAAGUCAUGUUUUAUUAACAGACUCAAUCGAUGAAGAUGGAUCUAGAAUAUACCCCUACGAUAUAAGCAUUUCGAGCACUAGUAAGGAUUGUUCUGCGAGAGAUGAAUUUGUCGACCAAAGUGUGACAAGCUCUACAGCCACACACGCAACGUAUCAAUAUGAAACAGAUUCCAUAUUAUCAGGAAGUUUUACUAGUGGAGGAUCUAAUACAAUGGUAUCUUCGACGGAAACAGUUGAUCCAAUGCACACUAGAGAGUUUGUGGAUGUAUCUGCUGCUGUAAGAAAAGUAUGGUUCGAUGAAGAGGCCAGUGGUGGUAAAUACACAGAGUAUGUAGAAGAUAAUUUAAAGCCUUAUGUAACUGAAGUUAUUGAACCAUCUGAAGACGAUUCCUUUUCGCAUACAAUUCAUAGAAGGGUCGAGAUGCCCUCAGAAAUGCGUAAGGUAACUUUUACAGGGGCAGAUGCUAAAGAAAGGCUUCGUCAAUUUAUUGAAGACUUUGGCGAAGGCGAAGACGUCCAAGAAACCAACGAAGUUGACGAACAUGGCAACGUUCAUAUUAAAAAAGUCGUACAAAAACGAUUUAUUAUUAAGACUGACGAUUCCCAACCCCAAACAUCCCAACUAACAAAUAUUGAACAAUAUAAAGGACAAGGUGUCGUUACUAAACCACUAACAGAUUCUCAAGGAACCAUAACCAUUUUAACUGAACAAUUCGAUAUUCCUCAAAUCUCGUCAUCUUCAAGAGUUGUAGCAGGUGAGGAGGCAAAUAUGUCUGGACAGGACCGUGGCAAAAGCUCUGCAAUGACAGCUGAAAAGGACGAAACACAGAUAAGUGGACAGCAACAAACGGUGACUGAUCAACAUAAAUUAUCUGAUGAAAUGAAGGCUUUACUACAAGAACUUGAAAAGGAAAGCAAGCAAUAAAGUACCAAAAGAUAAAUAAUUUUGUAUUAUAGUAAUAAUGACAAUUUCCAACCAUGAAAACUGAAGAACCAAUCAAGACUUCCGAUCAAGACAAAGUUCAAAUUUAAAAUAGCCUAUUGCUACUAUCUAUUAAAUAUAUUCCUGUGCUUGCUCUAUUGUAAAUGUUCUAAUAUGGCUCAAACAUAUUAUUUGUUCGGCAAUGUCUUGACCCGAUAUAACUAAAAACAAUAAAUGUCCACAGCAAGCAAAAUUCUUCCUGCCUGAAGUGUUUGCCAUUUAAACAUGUUUUUGACUCACUAAAUUAUACACCAUGUAUAUGUAGGAAAUAAAUGUUAUUUUAAAUACGCAAUUUUUCGUUGUAUUUAUACAAAUACUGCUAUAUCAAGUAUUUUUUUAAGACGCUUUAGUUUUUACCUUUUAGAUAAAAAUUAAACUUUCUUUAUAGUAUAGUAUUGUACUUAUUAGGUGUAAGAAGGUUGAAUAAUGAAUCGUAAGUAACAGUAACUUACAAUAAUUUUUAUGCUAAAUGUAAUUGUUUGUUUCUGUUAAAGCCCGUUAUUUUUAUAUAAUGCUUUAUUGUGAGUUAAUGUUACGAAAUAUUUGUAUAAAAUUAAGAAAGCAGGUUAUGAUUGAAUAUAUCUUAUAAUUAGUGUAUUGUAGCUUAUUGUUAAACAGUAUAUCUUUAAAUUUCAUAUUUUGGCCUUUAAACAACGGGUUUGUGGUUAAUCCCAUUUUGCCAAUGAAAUUUAAAAAAAUACUUAUUGCUGUUCAAUAUUAUUUAUUAAAUCAAUAUAAAAAUAUUCUAUAUGAAUGUAUGUAUAUAGGUUAUAUAUGUAUAAAACAUAUAUCCUGUGUAUCUAAAUACAAAUAAAGCUUUCAAUAAAA